UUCUUUCUAUAACGCAUGCUCUCGGCCGGUGCCAUAGAGUCCUCUUCCUAGGAAAGCCCACGUGAAGGUUGACAUUUUGUGUGUUUUGUUUAAGGGGCUCCCAAAGACGGUUACCAUAAUAGAACUUAGAUUCUAAGACUUAGAACUUAGUGGGAGGCGAAACUGAUUGCUGCUGUUGCAUAUGUAGGCUGGUGGCCGUCCUUGUAGCUGAAAAAAAAACCCCUGUGAUCCACCCAGUUAUGGCUAGUACCUGGAUUUCUGGAAAUGAAGAAAGGAUUAAAUAUGUGCAGGGAGAUCUUUUUACUUGUCCAGAAACAGAUUCCUUGGCUCACUGUAUUAGUGAGGAUUGUCACAUGAGUGCUGGCAUAGCUGCUAUUUUUAAGAAGAAGUUUGGUGGUGUUCAGGAACUUCUGAAUCAACACAAGAAGACUGGAGAUGUGGCUAUUCUGAAGAGAGAAACUAGAUACAUAUAUUACUUGAUCUCAAAAAACAAAUAUUUUCAUAAACCUACAUAUGACAAUUUACGAAAGAGUUUAGAAGCUAUGAAAAUCCAUUGUCUGAAAAAUGCAGUAACUCACAUUUCUAUGCCAAAGAUUGGUUGUGGACUUGACCGUCUGGACUGGAAGAAAGUUUCAACAAUGCUGGAAGAAGUAUUUGAAGAUACCAAUAUUCAUAUUACAGUUUAUACUCUUUAAUUCCUAGUAGAAUUGUCUGUUCUGUUUGUUGUUAUAUCCUUGUAUCAGUAUCUUACCUGACAUAUGCUGAUAGUGUUAUCUUAAUUCUAGUGUUCACAAUUCUUUAAGUCCUUUUCUGCUCUACUCAAAUUUUUUUAAAAAAAGUCAAAAUGUACAUUCUAGUGUUCAGAUACUUAGUGUAUCUAUCUCCUAUUUAGCAAUUGGAAGAUGUUAUUUUAAGAAAAACACUCAACAAAACUGAUUUUUUUUUAUAUAGAUUGGCAAUCAUGUGGAAAAGAUUGGAAUAGGAUGGAAAGUUAUGUUUAAAUGUUUACCAAAAAUAAGAUGUUCACAUAUAUAAAUAAAAGACCUUUUCCAAAUAUGAGUUUUAUGUAUUUAUGUUUUUGAAAUACUGCAGUAUAUCAGUUGUACAUGAAACAUUAUUCGUGUCCACCCAGGUCCAUUGUUGAAAUGUAUUGAGGUGCUAUGUAAACAUUCCACGAACAAGUUUAUACACCUCAUAGAAUGCUGGAUCAGAUUUGCUUAGGUUGUGUCUUUAACAGAGUACAUAUUGCUAAAAUAGCAAAUGAGUGAUAGAUAAAUUAAUGUAGUGUGAAUAUGAAGGCAAUUUUUGACUAUCUCCAGGCCAAAUUUAUAAUAAAGAUGGAUAAUGGAAUAAAAAUCCUAUUUUAAAUCUCUCUGAAAGUGGCCUUUUCAAAUUAGAAGUGUAAUUGGGGACAACUUACUGAAAACUGGGCGUGUUUAGUGACAUUGUAUUCUUGUCAUUUGUUUAAUUUUAAAAAUAAUAAAAUAAAAAUGCUUUAAAUAAAUUUUGUAAGCAGCUGAGCCAGUAUUUAUUGGGAAAUUAUUUCUCAUUGAUUAAGAGAGACCAAACUGUUUUAUAAUGUACAUGCUAAUUAGUUCACAAGUGCAAAA
Pseudonaja textilis is the source of this 1610-nucleotide messenger RNA. The record is from RefSeq and is a predicted model, not a curated record. NCBI's taxonomy places the organism in Eukaryota, Metazoa, Chordata, Lepidosauria, Squamata, Elapidae.